UUUAACUUCUAAUUCUCGCGCUAGAACCCGAGAAGUCAUGGUGCCCAGAUUUAAGCUGGAGAAGAGCUACGACUUGAUCGAAAAUCUGAAAGCGAUGGGGAUCGAGGAGCUGUUCACCUCGCGUGGCAACUACUCCGGCAUCUCAGAGGAAAAAAUCACCAUCAACAAGUUCAACCAUCAAGGGACUAUCACGGUGAACGAAGAAGGGACCGAGGCUGCCUCCGUAACCACCGUGGGGUUCAUGCCCCUUUCCACUCAAAUCCGCUUUGUCAUUGAUCACCCCUUCCUCUUCCUCAUCUACGAACACCGUACCAGCUGUUUACUCUUCAUGGGGAGAGUUUCCAACCCCAGCAAGUGUUAAAA
Messenger RNA from Notechis scutatus (mainland tiger snake), 363 nucleotides. NCBI's taxonomy places the organism in Eukaryota, Metazoa, Chordata, Lepidosauria, Squamata, Elapidae. The record is from RefSeq and is a predicted model, not a curated record.